AUGGCGGCCUCCGCUGGCCGGCUCGCUGCACGCUGGCUAGCAGGGUCUGUCUCCUCUUCCUCGGGGUGUUGUGGAGCCCGCCGCGGCUGUCAUCUCUCUGUCUCCACCGGACACGGAGGGCUGUGCCGGGUGCGGUGGCCGCAGACACCCCGGCCAGGAGCAGGGACCGGGGCAGCGGCAGCGGCGGGCUGGAGCUCCUGGGCACCGGGACGCACCGUGACAUUGAGGGUGCUGACCGGGGUGAAGUGUCCCCAUGGCGUUUCCUGCCGUCCGUUCCACUCCAGCAGCCCUCGAGCAAACAAAGAGGACUUCUACGGAGUUCUGGGUGUUUCCCGCACAGCCUCUCAGAAGGACAUCAAGAAGGCAUACUACCAGUUGGCAAAGAAGUACCACCCUGACACCAAUCCAGAUGACCCAGAUGCCAAAGAGAAGUUUGCUAAGCUGGCCGAGGCCUAUGAGGUUCUCAGUGACGAGGUGAAGAGGAAACAGUAUGACACAUACGGAGCCGCGGGCUUCGACCCCAACCGUGCGGGGGCGGGCCAGCAGCAGUACUACCGGGCCGGGACCACCAACAUUGACCCCGAAGCUCUCUUCAGGAAGAUCUUUGGCGAGUUCUCAGGAGGCAUGAACUUUGGAGACAUCAACAGCAUGUUCGAGCAAAGGCCUGAGUUUGUGAUGGAGCUCACCUUCACUGAAGCGGCAAAGGGAGCCAAUAAAGACCUGAGCGUGAACCUGGACGACGACUGUCCGCGGUGCGGCGGCAGCGGCAGCGAGCCCGGCACCAAAGUGUCUCUCUGCAACUUCUGCAACGGCACCGGCAUGGAGUCCAUCAACACCGGGCCGUUCGUGAUGCGCAGCGCGUGCCGGCGCUGCGGCGGGAAGGGACGCCUCGUCUACACGCCUUGCAUCGUCUGCCGAGGCUCCGGCCAGACCAAGCAGAGGCAGACGGUCACCGUGCCCGUCCCCGCCGGAGUGGAAAACGGGCAGAGAGUGAAAAUGUCGGUCGGGUCGAGAGAAAUCUUCAUCACGUUCAGGGUCCAGAGGAGCCCCGUGUUCCGGCGGAACGGAGCGGACAUCCACUCGGACAUGUUCAUCUCCAUCGGUCAGGCCGUGCUGGGAGGCAGCGCCACGGGCCAGGGCCUUCAUGAAACCAUCAGCUUAGUGAUUCCCGCCGGCUGCCAGGCUGACCAGGUGAUCCGGCUGCAGGGGAAAGGCAUCCGCAGGAUGAACAGCUACAGCUACGGAGAUCACUACGUCCACAUCAAGAUCAGAGUUCCCAAGAAGUUGACUCGCAGGCAGCGCUCGCUGCUGCUUAGCUUCGCAGAGGAGGAGACGGACGUUCAGGGAACCGUCAACGGAGUCACUCCAUCAGCAGCAGGGGGCAGCACAGCUUCAAGCUCAGAGGGACAGGACAAACAGCCGAAGGAGGAGGAGGAGGGAGGCUUCUUUUCCAAACUAAAGAAAAUGUUUAGCUGACACUCGGGCCGCAGGUAAAGAAACGAGUCGGUGAAGGAAGAAGAGGAACCUGCUGAAUGGAGCUCCACGUCGCCUCCCGAUGGUGCUGACACAGUCUGUCAGUGAUGAGGCUGCAGUGGGCGAACAGGCCGUCAUGUACACACACACACACACUCACACACACACACACACACACCGGGGAGAGAAGGCGGUGCCGCCUGUGUCAUUGUGGUGCAGACUCUCCUCCAGAUGUGCUCAGAGAGGAAGUCCUGAGUGAAGCCGGCGCUGCUGCAGCAGCUGGAUGAGAGGAAAACCGUAACGCCGGUCUGUUUCAUUUCUCAUCCUGUGACCGUUCCUUUCAGUCCCACGUCUUUGCGAUGAUUUUCUAAGCAGUUAAAAUGUGCAUGUUCUCCAUAAAUCAUCUCAAAGUGAGCAAAAUAUCAGAGGAUAUAAUUUAUUUUGUUUCAUGUUCCCUGCGUGCAAAAAGAAAUGUAACUGAAUUCACCUUUCAUAGAAAUAAAAUAUUUCUGCUCGA
Salarias fasciatus (jewelled blenny) is the source of this 1990-nucleotide messenger RNA. Its product is annotated as dnaJ homolog subfamily A member 3, mitochondrial-like. The transcript has 12 exons. NCBI's taxonomy places the organism in Eukaryota, Metazoa, Chordata, Actinopteri, Blenniiformes, Blenniidae. Gene Ontology annotation, cellular component: mitochondrion. The record is from RefSeq and is a predicted model, not a curated record. Gene Ontology annotation, molecular function: protein kinase binding; ATP binding; heat shock protein binding. Gene Ontology annotation, biological process: mitochondrion organization; negative regulation of apoptotic process; protein folding. The coding region runs from base 1 to 1476 and encodes 491 amino acids.